Messenger RNA from Exophiala spinifera, 1290 nucleotides. RefSeq lists its product as uncharacterized. The coding region runs from base 1 to 1290 and encodes 429 amino acids. NCBI's taxonomy places the organism in Eukaryota, Fungi, Ascomycota, Eurotiomycetes, Chaetothyriales, Herpotrichiellaceae. Gene Ontology annotation, molecular function: FAD binding. The transcript has a single exon. The record is from RefSeq and is a predicted model, not a curated record.
AUGGCGUGCCUUCGUGUCCUCAUCGUAGGCGCUGGCAUCUCUGGAAACGCACUCGCUUACUGGCUCGCCAAACAAAAGCACACUGUAACAGUCAUCGAACGGCACCACUGCCUGCGCGUCAAUGGCUUACAGUUAGAUCUUCGCGGGCUCGGGAUUGAAGUAAUGAAGCUGAUGGGCCUAGAGGAAGCCGUGCGUGCGAAAUGCGUCCCUGAAGAAGGGAUGGGUUUGGUAGACCCGACAGGGCGGAAGAGAGCAUUCUUCCCAGCGAAUCGAUCAGGCGCGGGUGCUCAAUCCAUCACAAGCGAGUUUGAGAUCAUGAGAGGCGAUCUGUGUCAGCUGUUGACCGUUGCAGCGGUGUCGAAGGGGGUAAAGUAUCGGUUUUCCACUGGAGUUGAAGCUUACAUGGAGAAAGGAAGCACCGUAGAAGUUAGACUUACGGAUGGGUCGACGCAGGAAGUGGAUCUUCUCGUGGGAUGCGAUGGUAAUGCAUCGAAAGUCAGACGAUUAAUGUCCGGAGGUGGGAGUCUCCGAGGUGGUGAGCAAGACCCGGCGCUUGUUAUGCUUCCGGAAAAGAUCGCAUACUACACGAUGGAUGAGCCAAUGCAGAAGAAUGAGAAGUAUGAGGCCUGGGGAUGUGUCUUUCCUGGGCCUGGGAAACGGGUCAUGGCGACCAGGCGCCACAAUUCGGAUCGGAUCCAAAUGUAUCUCUUUGUCAAGGACCCUUCAAAUGGGCCGCUCAGCAAUGUGAAGAGGGGAGACACCCAGGAGGAGAAAGCAGCCUUCAUCAAGUUGUUUCGAGGCUGUGGCUGGCGUGCUGCUGACGCAGUAAGAGCCCUCGAAACCGCGGCAGAGGAUUUCUAUUGCCAGCACACCGGCGUCGUCAAAUUGGACAGCUGGUCUCGCGGACAUGUUACCCUUGUAGGGGAUGCUGGGUAUGGAUGUCCUCCAGAUGGAUUCGGCACGUCCAUGGCACUAGUCGGUGCAUAUGUUCUCGCUGGAGAAAUCAACCGUGCCCAAGAUACAAAGGCCGGAGGCAGAGACAUGCUCGCUGUUGCCCUGAAGGCAUACGAGGAAACCUUCGGGCCUUGCAUGAAGCCAAUCGUCAAAACAUACUCCGCACAAGCUUCGAUCUUCGACAGAAUCCCUUGGACGCCCUUCACUCUUGGCUUGGUUACCAAUGCCCUGAGCAUUGCAUCGUACCUACGCCUAGAUAAGCUUGCUUUGAAACUAAUGCCGAACGAGAGAGGUGGCUGGAAAUUGCCUCGGUACGAGGGCUUGAUAAACCCCUGA